Pan troglodytes (chimpanzee) is the source of this 8797-nucleotide messenger RNA. RefSeq names its product MAM and LDL-receptor class A domain-containing protein 1-like. Bases 339 to 740 code for a protein of 133 amino acids. Gene Ontology annotation, cellular component: membrane. NCBI's taxonomy places the organism in Eukaryota, Metazoa, Chordata, Mammalia, Primates, Hominidae. The transcript has 8 exons. The record is from RefSeq and is a predicted model, not a curated record.
CUGUCCGUCAGUCCCCGUCACUUUCCGUCAAUUCUCGCCACUUUCCGUCGCUCUCCGCCGCCCUUCAGUUCCGCUCGGCUCUUCUCCGUCAGGCAUCGUGUACUUUCGUGACUCUCCGUCACCCUCCGUCACUCUCCGGCUGCUGCCUACCCCGCUCUCCGGAUGGUGUCUCGCUGUGUCAUCCAUCACCCAGGCUGGAGUUCAAUGAUGGAAUUUUACUGUGUCAAGAAGCAUUGAAUGCUGAGCGGGAGCUAUGUCAUCCAGAUACAGAUCUCUGCAGAUUUGAUGCUACAGAUGAAGAGUUGAGAUUGUGUCAGGCCUGUGGGUAUGAAUUUGACAUGUGUGAGUGGACGUCAGAAGCAUCUGCUGGCCAAAUUUCCUGGAUGCGCACAAAAGCGAGAGAGAUCCCUGCAUUCGAAUCCACACCACAGCAGGAUCAAGGAGGUGAUGAUGAAGGUUAUUAUGUAUGGGUAGGCGCUAAGCAUGCUUUCACUCUUAACCAUUUAGACAGCAGGGCUUAUCUAAAUAGCUCUGUGUGUCAUUGCCUGGGCAAGAGCUGUCAUCUUCAAUUCUAUUAUGCAAUGGAAAGCAGUGUCCUGAGAGUAAGACUGUAUAAUAAUAAGGAAGAAGAAAUAUUUUGGACAUACAACAUAUCAACUCACAGCCAAUGGGUGAAAGCAGAUGUGUUAAUACCAGAAGAUCUGAAGACAUUUAAGAUUAUUUUUGAAGGGACUCUUUAGAGCCAGAGAAGUUUUAUUGCCCUUGAUCACCUCUGGGUCUAUGCCUGUGGACAGACCCAAUCCAGAAAGCUUUGCUCUGCAGACGAAUUCCCUUGCACUAGUGGCCAGUGCAUCGCCAAAGAAUCUGUCUGUGACUCUCGGCAGGACUGCUCCGAUGAGAGUGAUGAAGACCCAGCAACUUGCUCAAAGCAUCUCGCCUGUGACUUUGAGUCGGGUUUCUACGGUUGGGAGCCAUUUCUCACAGAAGAUUCACACUGGAAGCUGAUGAAAGGAUUGAAUAAUGGAGAGCACCACUUUCCUGCAGCUGAUCACACAGCAAACAUAAAUCAUGGUAGGACAUUUUCCUCUUUAAAAAAAAAAAAGUUUUCUUUCUUGCAUGUUGUGGAAUGAUGAUACUGUGUAUUCGCAUUUCUAUUCUGUAGACUGUAUACAUGGAACUCUGGUUUGUCUUGCUUUAAAAGCUCCUGACCAAGUUAAUAAUUGGCGGGUAAUUGAGUUCCCUGAAAGGAGCAUUGUUUUAAUCACCAACAUGUUUGUUGUUGCAAUUUUUAUAAGUUGGGUUAAAGGCAUAAAGAGGUGGAAAAGUUUUCUGAUCAUUUUCUCAAGUUGCCCAGAAUCAAGUACAGUAGGCUUGCCUUCUUUUUAGAGCAAUCCAAUUUUUUCAAAACAGGAAGAAAAAUAGUCUAAUCUUGUUUCUGGGAACUGAGAACAGAGAUUUAGCACUAUCUGUGAAAUAAAUUUACAAAUACUUGAAUGCAAUUUAAUCAGUCUUCGGGCUUCUUUAUAAUAAACAGUCUUAUUCUUCCACAUAUAUAUUUUUAACCAUCAUUCCAGUGUUUACAUAUCAUCUUAAAAUAGAGGAACCAUAACUACCUGUGGUAUUCCAAUAAGUGUCUGUGAAACUCCAAUAAAACAGAAAGUGUUUGUUCUCUUUUCUCUUUUGUUUUGUUCACAUUUAUCAUCGAAUGUCAUUCCCCAUAUACGUUAGCAUCGUGUUAACUUUACUUUUUAAAUGUAUAUGUUUUAAGUAAAGAGUGUCUCGCCAUGUUGCCCAGGUUGAUCUCAAACUCCUGGCCUCAAGCAAUCCUCUCACCUCAGCCUCCCAAAAGUGCUGAGAUUACAAGAGGGAGCCACCACACCUGGCAAACCUUACAAUAGCACAACUGUACUUGUACUAUAGAUCAUCUUUCAACCUCAUUGAACAUUAUCCUAUUUGUUUCUUCUUUCAGACUUCCAAAGAAUUAUACCAAAAAUAAGUAUUGAUCAUAUUUUUAAUUACAGCCAUUGGAAAUUGGGGUUGGUGGUAGUGGGUGAGGGUGCUAGGGGAUGGGGUGGGAAAAUUCAACCAUCCAUCUGUUGGCUACAGCCAUAAACCCAGUUAAUUGUUUAACAGUGUGGUAAGUUCUUAAUUUUUGCUUUUGUGCCAUGACUCAUUUCUUUAACAUUUUGUAGCAGACAAAGUUAAGUUUAAAGUUUAAAAUAGAAAGGGGACUAUAAAUCAUUGGAACUAUGUAUUAACAACACAUUUUCUCUAAACUCAUAUAAUAUUUUACUUCUUUUUCUCUGUUCAAGCCAAUUAUUAAAUACAUAGCAUAGAUGAUACCUGGAUGCACAAAGAUGGAUGCCACGAUCCCUGCCUUUGAGGUGGUCUCAGUCUGGUAGCUUAAGUAGAUAAGCAAGGAAUUGCAAUCGGUUAUGAAGGAUGCUUUAAGAGGGAUGGAAGGUGAUUCAGAUGGAUUCGAGAUGCCUUGUUGAAGGAGAUGACUCCUGAACUGAGCACUGAAGGGAAAUGAAAAGUAGUCAGGAAGCCAGAAGUAAGGAAUUACUGAGAGAAGACGGAACCAAAGAGAGGUGGGAGGGAUCAUGUCCUAAUUGGAGGGAAGAAUCCCCAAAGAGGGCAGAAAGAUGGGAGUAGUUAGGGAUGAAAGACGUGUGUGAUUGGACAGGGAGAAGAGAACUGAUGAAACAGGAGAGGAAGGAAGGGGACUCUAGAGAGUGCUGAGGAAUUGGAAAUGUGUCUGCAGGAUGAUGGUGACCCAGGUAGUCAUGUUAAAGCAUGUGACCAAUCAAAUUUGCUCUAAAGGGCUGUUCUGUCUGAGAUGAGGAGAAUGGAGAGGGUGAAAGGCUGGAGUCAAAAAAACAUGGAUGUGCUGAAGAAAUAUCAGUGAGAGAUGAUGAAGGCCUAAGCCAAGGCAGUGAUUCUCAAAGGGAAGCUGUGCGGGCAGUGUGUCAUGUUGGUCUGAUGUGAGCAUACCAUAAGCAGUUAGGGAAGAGCACGGGCUGCCCAGGGUUCCGACACGAUGUUGACACUGCACCCAUGUCUAAAUAUUAGGGUGCUUCAGUUUUAUUAGAUAGAAAAUAGAGAAAAGAAAAGUAGCUUCCCUGUGGAGUUGUCAUGAGGAUUAAAUGAAAUAACACCUGUGAAGGUUUUUCCAUGUAGUAAGAGCUCCAUAAACAAUAAUAGAUAUUUGUUGUCCAUUCUAAUAAGAAGACUAGGAAAAACACCAGAUAAGACAAUUAGAAAAUAUGUUUGUAAUUCACCUUUAGUCUUUUGCCAUCUUAUAAUUACUACAUAACUAUGAUUUGCAUUAAAAAGAUUCUAAUAGAGCCCCUGUGUUAGAUGUUGAAAGACCCAUUCUUUUCCGGUGAGUUGAAGAAUAGUGAAAGAUAACAAUAUGACUGAUAAAACUAGGGGCAGCUGGUCUCACCCAGAGUGUGAGGGACAAAAACGCAGUCUUUCUCAUUUUAGAAAGGGCCAAUUAAAAAAAAAUAUAUAUAUCUAUCUGGAUCACGGAGUCAACAUCUCUUUACCCAUGAUUGCCAUGAUCAAACCUUAAAGAGAAUCAGUAGUGGUUUUAAAUUGCAAGUGAGGAGGAGAAUUAAAAAAAAUGAAAAAGGACCAGGAAAGGAAAGGAAAGUGAAAUGGAAAUUUCUGGUAGAGUCAGAGGCAGCCUAAUAGUUCCGAUAUCUAAGAAAGUGGAGUUCUAGUUCAUUUUGUUCUUACAGCCUUAAACAUAUAGGUUGCAGCUUUUAAAUCUGUCUAUCUGUCUAUCUAUCUGUCUAUCUAUCUAUCUAUCUAUCUAUCUAUCUAUCUAUCUAUCUAUCUAUCUAGCUGAGACAGAGUCUCGCUUAGUUGCUCAGGCUGGAGUGCAGUGGUGUGAUCCAUGCUCACUGCAAACUCCACCUCCCAGGUUCAAGCAAUUCUCCUGCCUUUUCCUCCCAAGUAGCUGGGACUACAGGUGCACACCACCACGCCCAGCUGGUUUUUUGUUUUUGUAUUUUUAGUAGAGCCAGAGGUUUCACCGUGUUGACCAGGCUGGAUAUGUUGAUAUUAUGUAGUUUUUGUGUGUAUGUGUGUAAUUAAGCCUCGAAUUUCCUUCCUGCCUUUUUUGCUUCGUUUCUACCUUCCUAUUCCUACUCUGUUAAAUUUCCAUCGAAAUAGGCAACUCAUGUUAAUUAUGUUCCACUUUUAUCUAUGUUCAUAUAGUCACACACAGAUAUAUAUAUAUAGUAGAUACAUACAUAUUCAAAAUUAUAUGUGUUUCUGUGAUUGUUUGUUUUUUAAGAAAUAUAUUAUCUUGUAACUAUUGUCCCUAUCUUCUUACUAAAGAUAGCUUCUGGCAGUUGCUCCAAGUCAUCAAAUACUAUCUUUUUUUUUCAUUUUUUAUGAUAAAGUAUUGGUUAAAUGUAAAAUUCAACCAUUUUAGUGUACAGUUCACUGAGUUCUGACAUACAUACACAAUUGUGUAACCAUCACAAAAAUGAAGAUAUAAAACAAUUCUAUUCCUGCCCAACACAUUGUUCUGUGCCAUUAUGUACUCAAUAAUUCUCCCACCUCCCACCACUGACACCAGUGAUCUGAUUUCUAGCCCUAGUGUAUGCCUGUUCCAGAAUGUCUUGAAAAUGGAAUCAUAUCAUAUGUAGCAUUUUGAUUCUGCCUUCUUUCAAUUAGCAUGAAGGACUUGAGACUCAUCCAUGUCGCUGGCUUCAGCCACAAUUCCUUCCUUUUUCACUGCUGAAUAGUUGGGUCCAUUGUGUGGAUGAGCCACACUUCAUUUAUCCACUAACCAGCUGAAGGACACUUAGAUUGUUUCCAAAUAUUGUCAAAUAUGAGUAAAAACACCAUUAAAUUUGCAUACGUGUUUUUGUCUGGACAUAAGUGUUUAUUUGGUUUGAGUUCUCUAUCCAAUGCCUAUGUCUGUUUUUGUUUUUGUUUUUGUUUUUUUUUGCACUCUGGUUGGUGAGAGAACUCUACCAUUCCUGACUUUCUGUGACCUUCGGGAAAUGUUCCAGCUAUUCAUUUCAGGUGUUUUUACCCCCAGACUCAGGUAGUUUUCUCCAAUCCAUGCACACGAUCGGUCCUUACAUGGCAAUUUAGGGGGGACUGUCUGCAGAUCUCGGGAGCUUGCUGUCUUUUCAAAGCUCCAGUACCUGAAAGGGGCAGCUGGCACUCUGUCUUAUGAAUUCUACCCAUGUGGGUCUCCCCAAAGCACCGACUCUAUCUGUUUCAACUUGAGGAGACUACCACACUCCUGUGUUUCCCCUCUGCACAGGCUCCUGGAAACUCUGUCUAGGCAGUAAGCUGUGGGAAUUACAGGACUUAACUCAUUUGUUUCCCCUCUCUCAGAGAUCACUAUCCUGUAAUCUAUCACUAUUUUACAUUCCCAUUGUCCUAUAUUUGACAGUCCAUGCUAAAUAUGCUUUUUUUGUAAUAUUUUUCUUUUGCUCGUUUAAGACAGAAGAUAAAAUCCAGUCUGUGAUACUGGAUUCAUGUUUGUUUAUUUAGCUAAAUUUAUUUGAUUUGGAUAUACCAUAAUGUAUCUAGCUAUUCCCCUAUCCAGUGACAUCAAUAUCAUGACGAUGUUUCAAAUUUAUUCUUGUACACAUUUCCUCCUGUAGGAUACUUUCGAUUUUAUGCAAUAGAUAAUAACUAGGAGUGAGACUUCUAUAUUUUUUAAGCAAGAUAUGUAUUUAUAUUUUCAAUAAACAUUUAUAGAUUCAUUUACCCUAAAACUUUAGUACUUCAAUUUUUAGUGACAAAAUGGGACUACUUUUUCCUAUUUUCCUACCAGCAAGAGGCAUUAUAAUUCUCUAUAAAAAUUUCCAAUUAAUGGGUGUACAACGAUUUCUCAUAUGUAAUAUUUAUUUGCAUUUCACUGAAAAAUAUUUUUUUCAAAUGUUUCCAAUGUCUCAAUUUAUUUGGGUUCUUUAAUUUUACUAAGUAAUAUUUUACAGCUUUCGGGGUAGAGAUUUUGAAAAUCUUUUGCUAGUAUUUUCCUAGGUUUUUGUGUUACUUUUAAAGAACUUCUGAUUUUGAUUAUUGCUGACAUAUAGAAAUGCAGUUUUAUAGAAAAUAUUGACCUUGUAUCCAGUGGCCUUGCUAAUUUUAUUUAUCAUAGCUAGGAACUUAUACAUAUAUAUUUUAUUUUCUAGGAUCACAAUUAUUUUGUCUGCAAAUAAUGGCAAUUUUAUUUCCUUUUUUCUAAAUAUUAACAGUUCUAUCUUCCUUUUGUUGUUUUAUGUACUGGACAGAAUUUCUAGAAUGUGUUGAAUAGAACUAGUGGUAGCUGCUAGACUUGUCUUAUUUCUCUCUCAGAGGAAAAGCUGUCAAUAGUUGAACCUUAAGUGCCAUGCUUACUGAAAAAUUGUAUUCUUUAUCAGAUAAAAAUGUUCCCUUCUAUUCAAGAGUGUGCUUUUUAAAAAAAUUAAGAAAUUGAAUGUAUGUUGAAAGUUUUCAGUAUUUUUCAGCAUCUAUUAUGAUAUGAUUGUCAGAUUAUCUUUUUUGUCUGUAAGGUAAAUUGAUUUUUUAAAUAUUAAACCCCUCUUGCACUCCUGAACCAAACCUAACUGGAGUAAUUUUAUUUAUUACUCCCAUGUUCGCUGCAGGAUUAUUCUUGAUAGCCAAGAUAUGAAAACAACCUAAGUGUCUGUUGAUGUACAGAUAGAUAAACUGUGGUAUCUAAAAAUCAGUGGAAUAUUAUUCAGCCUUAAAAAAAGAGAUUCUGCCAUUUUUCACAUCCUAGGUGAAUCUGGAGGAAAUUAUGCUAUGUGAAAUAAGCCAAACACAAGAAGGAAAAUAUUGCAUGAUCUCAAUUAUGUGUGGCAUCUAAAAAUUAUAUACAGAUAUAGAGAAUGAAACAGUGGUUACCAGAGGCAGGGGCCAAGGGAAGGAAAUGGAGAUAUGUAGCUCAGAGGAUAUGAUGUAACAGAUAUGGAGGAGAAAUGUGUCUAGAGAUGUAAUGUACAACGUGAGGACUACAGUUAAUAACACUUGAGGACUACAGUUAAUAACAGAUUUGAGAUUUGAGAUUUGAUAAAUGAGUAAGUUUUAGCUACUCUUGCCACAAAAAAAGAAAAAAAAGGGCAAUUAUGUGAGAUAAUGGAUAAUUUGCCUCACUAUAAUAACCAUUUGACUAUCUGUAUGUAUCACAUAACCUUAUGUUGUAUAUCUUUAAUAUACAUAAUAAAAUUUGUUUUAAAAAUUAAGAAAAGAAGCGUAGUCUAUUAGGUAAGAAAUGUAUUGAUUUAAUAGUGUUGUAAUGAUAACUGGAAUAGAGAUGUAAACAAGUAGCUAUUUUAACUCUAGGAAGUUGGAGAAUAUAUUCAACAGAAAGUAGGUAAGUCCUCAGCAGCAAUUUUAUUUUAUUUUAUUAUUAUCAUACUUUAGGAAUUUCUUAAGAUGUUUUCUAGUUUUCUUGCUGUGUAAGAAGAGUGUCUAUUGCAAGUUCUGCCAGGGAUUAACAGUUCUAGGCCUGUCUCUGAUAUACAUUAAGACUGUUACCAAAUGUACAUGGUUUAAGAACCUUACCUAUAUAGUCUUUUAAUCAGCAAAAUAAAUAUAAGAGGUACUAUUUUCCUCAUUUUACGAACUUUCUUGUCAUUUAGUUUCUUAUCAGUUAGAAUUCCAUUUUAAACACAGUCUGCCUCCAAAACCUACAUUUUUUUUAAUUUUUUUAUUUUUUUGAGACGGAGUCUGUUGCCCAGGCUGGAGUGCAGUGGUGCGAUCUGGGCUCACUGCCAGCUCUGCCUCCCGGGUUCACACCAUUCUCCUGCCUCAGCCUCCCGAGUAGCUGGGACAGCAGGCGCCCGCCAUCACGCCUGGCUAAUUUUUUUUUUUUGUAUUUUUUUAGUAGAGACGGGGUUUCACCGUGUUAGCCAGGAUGGUCUCUAUCUCCUGACCUCGUAAUCCGUCCGCCUCAGCCUCCCAAAGUGCUGGGAUUACAGGUGUGAGCCACCGCACCCGGCCCAAAACCUACGUUCUUAACUGCAAAUCGUAUAGCCUUUCUAUCCUUUUAAGGUCAUCAUUACAUUGAGAAUGAUGUUUUUAGAAAAUGUGAAAAGUUCCCUACAUGAGCAGUUUAAGCAAUGGGAAGUUUGAAGCCAAUGAUCAAAACUUCACUUUUGGAGGAGAAACGAUGCCCUUAGUCUCUAAUAUGUCAAAUGGUCAGUUAGUAAAUGCUGUCGAGAAGUUUAAGGAAUGAAUGUCUUUAAAAAAUAAUACUUAAUACUUUCUCCUUAGUAAUUAUUUCUUUAAUCACAGUACCUUUUAUAAUCUGAAAUGUAUUAAAUUGCUUUUAAUUCUUAUAGUGCUUUUCGGGGACCUAAAAGAUAAUUUUUUAGACAUAAAAGGAAAAUAAAAGAUCACUAUUUGGAUAAGGGACCCACCCUCAUAGGGAAUUGAAUUAGAAAAUUAGCAAACGACCUCCAGUUCUCUAAAGUCUUAUUUUGAGGGUUUUUUUUUUGCCUGCUUUUUUGAAAAAACUAAUUUUUAUACUGUGAAUCUGUUUAUUCAUAGAAGUGCUAAUUCUUCAUCCCAUUUUUGUGAAUCCUUUCAUUAAAGAUUCUGGCAAUGAGUGGAGGUGAGGUAAAGACACAGUGAAGAAUACAGAGAAGUAGGAGUCUUUUUUUUUUUCUUGUCUUCUUUGCAGCAAAAAGGUUUGAAGGAAGCAUGCAAAAUUUAGGCUGCGAUUCUAAUGUUGAACAAAUGAGCAUAUCACUUCUCUUACAGAGACCUUAACUGCUUGAAAAGACAGGGGUUUCUUAUAAGGAGGAAAAGG